Molecule: messenger RNA, 1741 nt
Organism: Cynocephalus volans (Philippine flying lemur)
Lineage: Eukaryota; Metazoa; Chordata; Mammalia; Dermoptera; Cynocephalidae
Gene: GTF2A1
Product: general transcription factor IIA subunit 1
Exons: 9
Coding region: 410-1540 (376 amino acids)
Biological process (GO): transcription initiation at RNA polymerase II promoter; transcription by RNA polymerase II
Cellular component (GO): transcription factor TFIIA complex
Source: RefSeq, a predicted model, not a curated record
CAGCUCGCGCAGCUUGUUGGCUCGCUAUAUAAAGGGGAGAAGCGGGCGGACCGGACGGCUGGAGCUGCAGCCGGUGGCGGCAGCGGCGGCACGGGGAGCGGCCACCGGUGGUGGUUUCCCUCCUUGGCGCGGGGUGGGGAGCGGGCAACGCCCCCCGGACCCCUGAAGGGUCGUGGCUUUUUUUUUUUAAAGGCGAUUCUUGAGGUUUUUAGCUCCGGGAGGACUGCCCCCUCCUCCCUCGCCGCUCCCUCCUCCUCCUUCAGGAUCGAUUUUGUUUAAAUUUUUCCCCCAGUCGUGCGGUGACUCGGGUCACCCUCCAGGUGUCUUACUUUGGUUUUGUUUUUUUUUGGUUUUGUUUUUAUCUUAUUUUCUCGGGGUUGCCCCCCUCUUGUUUGUGUUGUGUGUGGAAAUGGCGAACUCGGCAAAUACAAACACCGUGCCUAAAUUAUACAGAUCUGUGAUUGAAGAUGUUAUUAAUGAUGUGAGAGACAUCUUUCUGGAUGAUGGAGUAGAUGAACAAGUCCUGAUGGAACUAAAAACGUUAUGGGAGAAUAAACUAAUGCAGUCUAGAGCAGUAGAUGGAUUUCAUUCAGAGGAACAGCAGCUUUUAUUGCAAGUUCAACAGCAGCAUCAACCCCAGCAGCAGCAGCAUCACCACCACCACCACCACCAGCAAGCUCAACCUCAGCAGACAGUACCUCAGCAAGCGCAGACCCAGCAGGUCCUUAUUCCUGCAUCACAGCAAGCCACCGCACCACAAGUUAUUGUUCCUGAUUCUAAGCUGAUACAACAUAUGAAUGCAUCAAACAUGAGUGCUGCUGCUACAGCUGCUACCUUGGCACUCCCUGCAGGUGUGACUCCUGUUCAACAGAUAUUAACAAAUUCAGGCCAGCUUCUUCAAGUCGUCAGAGCAGCCAAUGGUGCCCAGUAUAUCUUUCAGCCUCAGCAGUCAGUGGUUCUACAACAACAGGUUAUACCACAAAUGCAGCCUGGUGGGGUACAAGCUCCUGUUAUUCAACAGGUACUGGCCCCUCUUCCUGGAGGGAUUUCACCACAGGCAGGUGUCAUCAUCCAGCCUCAGCAAAUCUUAUUUACAGGAAAUAAGACUCAAGUUAUACCUACGACAGUGGCAGCACCUACACCAGCACAAGCACAGAUAACUGCCACUGGCCAACAGCAGCCUCAGGCCCAGCCUGCUCAAACACAGGCUCCAUUGGUAUUACAAGUUGAUGGAACUGGGGAUACAUCAUCUGAAGAAGAUGAAGAUGAAGAAGAAGACUAUGAUGACGAUGAAGAAGAAGACAAAGAAAAAGAUGGAGCUGAAGAUGGGCAAGUGGAAGAAGAACCCCUCAAUAGUGAAGAUGAUGUGAGUGAUGAGGAAGGACAAGAACUCUUUGACACAGAAAAUGUCGUUGUAUGCCAAUAUGAUAAGAUACACAGAAGUAAAAACAAAUGGAAAUUUCAUCUCAAGGAUGGCAUUAUGAAUCUUAAUGGAAGAGAUUAUAUAUUUUCCAAAGCCAUUGGAGAUGCAGAAUGGUGAAGAGUUGUUCUUUUCUUUUAUAAAUAAAAGAAACUUUAAUAACAUUUAAAGUGGACAGUUUGAAACUUGGGACAUAUACCAACCAAAACUUCACUUCUGCAUGUCAGAAAAGUGCAGUAGAAGCAAAGCUACUGGAACAAAGAUAGACCUUGACAACACAGACACUACUUCUAACUGGCAAGCCAUGGAACUGUAGCACCU